Athene cunicularia (burrowing owl) is the source of this 1980-nucleotide messenger RNA. It is a transcript of the gene AMH, whose product is annotated as anti-Mullerian hormone. Gene Ontology annotation, molecular function: growth factor activity. Bases 1 to 1980 code for a protein of 659 amino acids. The transcript is spliced from 5 exons. The record is from RefSeq and is a predicted model, not a curated record. NCBI's taxonomy places the organism in Eukaryota, Metazoa, Chordata, Aves, Strigiformes, Strigidae. Gene Ontology annotation, biological process: Mullerian duct regression; gonad development.
AUGAAGGCUCUUAGGGUGCUUUUGCCGUGCCUGGUGCUGUUGCUCCCCUCUGCAGCACUCCCAAGAAAGGGCAGCACAGAGGAAAGGAACCGGCUGGAGCUGGGACUUGAAGCAGAGGAGGGAAAGAGAGAAAACACCAGUUUCCAGGAAAAAGUGAGACCCAUCUCGGCAGCAAGAUCAAGGAUGGCUGCUAAUCCUCGCCUCUUUUCUAAGCCCGACCCAGGAGCGAAAUGCUUCCAGGGACCGGCUGAGGACGGGGGCAUCGCCUGGUCCCACUCUAGCCUGCACCCGUGGCCUCUCGGGGGGCUGGAAGGGCCCGUGUGCAGGGUGAAAAUGGGCCAGGACGGGCUGACCCCGAGGCACCUGGAAGUCGUGGGUGUUCUCACCCACUACGAAAGCAGCUUCAUCAAGCUGUUGAGACAACGAACCAGCUGGGAUGAAAGCCUUCUCCCAACCUUGGGGCUCUGCCCGGCCGGGGAGGCGGGUGCUGCUCUCCAUCCCCUGCAGCACAUCCACGCGCACCUGGUGGAGCCGGGGCAGGACCGAGUCCUCGUGCUGCAUCUGGAGGAAGUGAGGUGGGGGGCCCAGGCCAAGCUGCGGUUCAAGCUGGUUUUCCGGGCAGAGGUGGGGCGGUCGCUGGGCGAGCUGCGCUCCGCCGUGCUGCUCUUCUACCCGGGCACUGGGCGUCCCCCGCCUCCACGAUGCCUCACCCAUGUCCACGGUGCUCCCGUGUCUUUUGCCUCCGGGCAGAGCCUCUGCCCCACCAGGGACACCCGGUACCUGGUCCUGGGAGCCGCUGCAGCAUCCGUCACCCGCAGCAGCGAGCAGCUCAGCUUCGAGGCUUCCCUGGCCAUCAGGCAUCGCGGGGGGGCAGGUGCCCCCCUGCCCUCCAUGGAGACCCAGCAGCUCCUCUUUGGCUCUGAUGACAAAUGCUUCACCAGGAUGACCCCCGUGCUGCUCCUGCUGGCCAAGGCACGGCAGGAGGAGGAGGAGGUGGCUUUGGCCCCUUCUUCCUACCUCUCUGCCGACGGGGUGGUGGACAUGGCUCCGUACCCGCAGCUCAGCCCACCCCAGGCUGGGACUGAGGACCUGCUGUCCCCCACCGCCCUGAGCCAAACCAACACUUCGACCCCGGCGCCCGGCAGCAGCAGCGAUUUUCUGGGCAUCCUGACCCUGUUCAUCCGCCAGGUCCUGAGCCCCUCCAGCGAGCCCCCCCCCCAGCCCAGCUCCCACCACUGGCUGGACUUCCAGGUGAUGGAGACCCUCCCUCACCAGCUGCUCAACCUGUCGGAGGAGGCAGCCCUGGAGCGUCUGGUGCAGUCAGAGGAGCCCUCGGUGCUGCUUUUCCCCCAGGACAGCGGAGCUGUGCUGGAGCAGCACUUGGGGGGUUGGCAGCCGGAGGAGACCGUGCUGCAGCUGCUGAUGGGCAAGCUGCAGGCGGUGAUCCAGGAGCUGAAGGACAUCCCAGCUUUCCAAGCCAACAUGGGGCUUUUCCAGCGUCUUCUGAGCUUCUGCUACUACCCGCCGGGGCCGGGUGGGGGUCAAGCCGGCGAGCGGACGCCCGGCUCUGGGAAGAUGCACACGCUGCUGCUGCUGAAGGCGCUGCAGACGGUGCGGGCGCGCUGGCAGGAGCGGAGGAAGGUGCUGCGGCAGAACCGCAGCGCGCGGCACCAGGCCCACUGCCGCCUGCAGGAGCUGACCAUCGACCUGCACGACCGCAAGUUCAUCGUCAUGCCCACUGUCUACACGGCCAACAACUGCGAGGGUCCCUGCAAGCUGCCCCUCUCCACCCGCAUCCCCAGCUACUACUCGCACACGGUGCUGCUGCUGGGCAUGCAGGAGCGGGGCUCGCCCCUCCAGCGGGCUCCCUGCUGCGUGCCCGUCCGCUACUCGGACCAGCUCAUCAUCAGCCUCUCCACGGAGGGGCUGGAGGUCCGCAAGUUCCCCAACAUGGUGGCAGAGGAGUGUGGCUGUCGGUAG